UAUCACCGUCACCAAAUCCAUACAUAUACUUACACGUGUCCCUGUCUUAGACUCACAAGAGAAUAUGCCUCCCAUUUAUUCGUCUGUCAAAUUACUCCACAAGGUCACAGCCCUGUAACUUUAUCCCACCCCACUCCCCACCAUCUUAUUCUCUCUCAUCCGUCUUUCACUCCCUUUGCUUCUUUUCCAGUUUUUUCUCUCUCUAAAAAAACUCUCUCUCUCUAGAAAUCUCAGUUUUUUUUUCUUCUUCUUUUGCCGGUGUCGACAUGUCACUGAGGCGAUCUUAUCUCUCCCGGAGAAUCAUCCACCGUUCGUUCACACUCUCGAAUUCUCACAAAAGCUCUAAAUCGACGGAAAUCCAAUCGAUUUGCAGAGAAAUUGAAUUUGAUAAUAAUGGCGGAGGAUUCGAAUUGGCGGAGGAUUCGAAUUCGAUUUCCUGGGCUGGGAUGCCGCCGGAGCUUUUGGGCGAGAUAAUACAGAGGGUGGAAGCGAGCGAGGACAAGUGGCCGCAGCGCCAAAACGUCGUCGCGUUCGGCUGCGUCUGCAAGCGGUGGAGGGACGCCACCAGAGAGGCCGUCGAGAAAUCCUCCCUCCGCCAGCCUGGCAAGAUCACUUUCCCUUCUUCCCUGAAAAAGCAAGGGCCUCGUGAUUCUCCAAUUCAAUGCCUUAUAAAACGCGACAAGAAGAACGCUACAUUUUACCUCUAUUUGUCUCUCACACCAUCAUUUAUGGACAAAGGGAAGUUUCUAUUAGCAGCACGAAAGUACAGAAAUGGCGCACACACUGAGUACAUAAUAUCUUUGGAUGCGGACGAUUUAUCUCAAGGAAGUAAAGCUUAUGUAGGAAAACUGAGGUCAGAUUUUCUUGGCACUAAUUUUACGAUAUACGAUAGUCAACCACCGCACAGCGGAGCAAAGCCAUCCAGUAGAAGUAAAUCAGGUCGUCGUGUAGGAAGCAAGCAGAUAAGCCCACAAAUCCCAUCUAGCAACUUCGAAGUCGGCCACGUUUCCUACAAAUUCAAUCUCCUAAAAUCGAGAGGUCCUAGGAGGAUGUUGUGCUCUCUUACACCCCCAUUUUCAGACGAAAAAUUUCAGACCGACAAAAUAAAUCGGGACAACUCAGAGAACACGAAGAAACUCGAGUGUCCAUCGGUUCAAGAAUGUACUACGGUACUGAAAAACAAAGCACCGAGAUGGCACGAGCACUUGGAGUGUUGGUGCUUGAAUUUCCACGGUAGAGUGACGGUGGCAUCUGUGAAGAACUUCCAACUAGCGGCAACAAUGGUUGAUCAAGGUGGCGGAAAGGGCGGCGAUGGUGAUGAGACGGUGGUGCUACAGUUUGGGAAGGUGGGGGUUGAUACUUUCACGAUGGACUAUAGGCGGCCGCUUUCGGCUUUUCAGGCUUUUGCUAUCUGCCUAACCAGUUUCGGUACCAAACUUGCCUGUGAAUAACGGCGGCGAUCAAAAAGACCUAGUCUGAAUUGAUUUUUCAACAUCUGUCUACAUCAUUGAAAGCAUAUAUGCCUUUGUAUAUAAUUUUCGAGUAAUGUUGCAAAUUGUUUUCGUUUAUUCGGAAUUUGGAUGUGAGAAUUAUGUGUUCAAGUGUGUAAGUUAGUGCAAGGAUGCAAAUUACUAUACCCUAAUAUGCAUCCCUUUAUUUAAUUAGGCCCAAUUUAAUAUGAUAGUUUCCAGCGCUUCUGGAAGUUUACCGGUGUAAUUCAUAUGGUGGCAUUUGUUGUA
Messenger RNA from Erythranthe guttata (spotted monkey flower), 1739 nucleotides. Its product is annotated as tubby-like F-box protein 7. Gene Ontology annotation, molecular function: protein binding. The record is from RefSeq and is a predicted model, not a curated record. Lineage: Eukaryota; Viridiplantae; Streptophyta; Magnoliopsida; Lamiales; Phrymaceae.